This is a messenger RNA of Cornus florida, 718 nucleotides long. Its product is annotated as EG45-like domain containing protein. The record is from RefSeq and is a predicted model, not a curated record. Lineage: Eukaryota; Viridiplantae; Streptophyta; Magnoliopsida; Cornales; Cornaceae. The transcript is spliced from 3 exons. Bases 129 to 521 code for a protein of 130 amino acids.
ACUAAGCACUGUGAUGCAAGUAUAAAUUAGACUGCAUGCAGAGAAGAAAACCAUAGAAAAAUAACUCAAUUUUCCAAAAUAAAGAUCAUAAUAGUGUGUGUAUAUAUAUACACACACACACAGCCAGAAUGAAGUUAUUCUUAACUGCUUUGCUUCUGGUUUCAUUGUGUUCUGAUAUCCUGCUGGUCUUUGGGGAUGUUGGGACUGCCAAAUCUUAUGAUCCACCAUACUUGCCGACAAGAUGUGGAGGUUAUGACCCAGAUCAAUUCCCUGAGGGUGGAUACUUCGGUGCUGCCAGCGACGGAAUAUGGGACAACGGAGCAGCAUGUGGUCGGAGAUACCAAAUGCGUUGCAUCAGCGGCCCGAGGAGACCCUGCAAGCAUGGAUUGAUAGUUGUGGAGGUGGUGGACUUUUGUCAAAGCAAUCCAUGCCCUGCUACACUAGUCCUUUCAAACAAAGCAUUCAAUGCCAUAUCAAGAUUCCAGAAAGCCAAAAUCAAUGUUGAAUAUGCACAGAUCUGAUAUGAGGACUGAGGGCUUGAAACUAGAAGAUGACAUCCUAUCCUGAAUAUGUAGCAAUUUGUUCCAGUUGCUAGAAAUAUACCUAUAUAAUAUUAUGUCAAGUGGGGGUUGGCAUCUACUUCACUUCAUCACUGCUGAGUAUAAUUUAAAUAAAGUCUUGGGUAAAUCUAUUCACUUCUUGUGCAUCCAAUGUCAUU